Molecule: messenger RNA, 273 nt
Organism: Entrophospora candida
Lineage: Eukaryota; Fungi; Glomeromycota; Glomeromycetes; Entrophosporales; Entrophosporaceae
Source: the annotation of a GenBank genome assembly
AUGAGUCAAUCAGAUAUCCCAAUCAGGUUCUACUGUGAAGUCUUUGAGACAUUCAGAAAUUUAUUUUAUGACAACACUAUCACACUUUCUGAUAAUGAAGGAAAGGAAAACUCUUUAAAAGAAGUUUUUGAAUUAUAUCUUACAAAUUUGAAUGCAGCAUUGAUAAUAGAAAAUUACAAGGAUAGUAGUGCAUAUAAUACUGAUGGAACAGCUAUCAAGAGAGUUGCUGGUACUGAGUUUGUUAUUCUCAAUUUAGAAGUGAAAACAGAUUAG